Messenger RNA from Protopolystoma xenopodis, 240 nucleotides. NCBI's taxonomy places the organism in Eukaryota, Metazoa, Platyhelminthes, Monogenea, Polystomatidea, Polystomatidae. The record is from the annotation of a GenBank genome assembly.
GAUGUAGAAGAGUCUAUGUCAAUGCUCCGCGACCGGGAUCAAAUUGUUCAGUUGACCGCUGACAAUCGUUCUCGUCUCCUUGAUGUUCUUGAGCAUGUGGCAUCGAAAACACAGUUGGAUAAAGCGAUUGUGCGCACACUCACAACAGCUGAUCUUAUCUCCGCCGGUGGCGUGGACCGUUGCGCAGCUGCAGCACACCAGCUAGAUGCUAUAAUGGGGAUCAAGCCGCUGGAAGGCUGA